AUGGAGUCAUCAAAUAAUAAUAAGAAGACAAAUAUAGAUGAUAUAAGCAGGGAAACUCAACGACUAGUUAAAGAUAGUCAUGUGCGUUUACCAUAUCACAAACCAAAGCAGAAGUUUAAAGAUUUCCUUAAUAGACAAAAAAUAUCAACUGAGUGUCAAGCAUCUUUAACAGGUUCCAAAAAAUUACUUCAGAAAGCAUGGGAAUUGAUUGAAAGUAAAGAACAAACUGUUGAAAAAUUUUACAAUGAAGAAAGUGUUCAAGAAGAAAACAAUGAAAAAACAUCUUUGAAUAAUAGUAAUACUCAAGCGGAAAACCAUUUUUCUUUAAAUGAUAAUAACUUUGAUAAAGAAAUUACUCUUAAUGAAAACCAUAACAAUAGUUUAACUGAAUUUGAUGAUGAUGAAGAAAAUUAUGACAGCAACUCAAUUGUAGAAAGUGAAUUAUCAUCUAAUGAUGAAGAAAUCGAUAAUAAUGAAGAUGGAUCAAUUGAUGAUGAUGAAAAUGAAGCAAUUAAUGAUGAUGAAAAUGAAGAAAUUGAUAAUGAUGAAAAUGAAAAAUUUGAAGAUGACGAUAGUGAUGAAGAAGAUAACUCCAGGCAAGAAAAACAAUUGUAUUCUGAAGAUGAUAAAACAGAGAAAGACACUGAAGAUGCAUUAAAAAGAAAUAUUGUUAAAACAUUCAUUGAUGAUGAAGCUGAAUUGUCUGAAUUAGAUUGUAGUUCAGAUGAUGAAGAUAAUUUACCAAAUUUCAUUAAUGAAUCAGAAGACGAAGAAGACCAUGAUGUAGAAUUUCCUAAAAAAAAGAAACACAGAUUAGUUUUGUUAUCAGAAAGCAGUGAUGAUGAUAAUAAUGAUAAUAUGGAUAGUAAAAAUGAAAAUAAUUCAAACACAGAAACUAAAAUUAUACCAAACAAUUUAUCACCUUUGUUUAACGACUCUGAUGCUAUUGUAUCUACACAACAACUGAUGGGUUUUUGUUCUGGACAAUUCCAAUCCCAACAAUUGGAUGCUAAGGAAGAUAAUGAAGAAGUAGAUGAUUUUGAAGAUAAUUUUGAUUCAGAAGUACCAAUAAAGGAUACUGACAUUACCGCAAAUGAAGAUGAUGUUGAUGAUGAUAAUGUUUCUCUCAAACUAGUUUCAGCUAAAGAUUUUUUUGAUGAUGAAGCAGAGUUAUCUGAAUCAGACUGGAGUUCUGAUGAUGAAGACAAAUUAGUUGAUUUGAAUGACAAAUUAGAAGAAGAAGAAGGUGACAAGGAUAAGCUAGACGAAAGUCUUGUUAAGGAUGGAUUAGACAAGAUAUAUAUGCGACAGCUUUUGGACGAUGAUAACCAGCAAGUAACUGCACUCAAAGAAAUGCUUCUUGAAGAUGGGGAAUUAUAUUCAGAUUCUAAUCGAAAAAGAAAAUUUCAAUGGGAUAAUGAUGAUCAGGAUGAUGUUGCUCUUAAGAAACCUUUAUUCUCUGACAAUGAAGAAGAUAAUGAAGAUGAUACAUUAAGUGAUGAUGAAAAAACAGAACAGUGGAGAAAUGAACGUUUCAAACGUGAAUCUUAUUUAUCAGAAAAAAAUAAAUAUUCUGAUGAAGAGGAAAGCAACGAAGAUGAAGAAUCCAGUAAUAUUUUACAAACAUCUGUAUCAAUUGUGAAAAAAACCCAUAUUGUGAAGUAUCAAAAUGGCAAAAGUAAAUUAAUAUCAAAAACAUCUUAUAAUGAAAAAAACAAUGAAUCAAUACAGUUAAAUGAAAAUAAUGAUGAAACUGAUCCAAAUAGCCAAAAUUUAAGUACUAACUCAACUGAUAAAAUUGAAAAAAAUAAAAUAAAAACCAAUGACUUAGUUGACCUCCAAGUUGUAAACAUAAUUUCAUCGAAACAUAAUAAAUGUAUAAAAGGAUCAUUCAUGAAGCGUAAUGGUGAUAAGUUAACUAAUGCAUUGCUGUUUGCAAAUAAAAAAAUAACUAAUAAUGAUGGAACAAACCCUAAAAAUUAUGAAGAAAAGAGAGAAAUGAAGUCAUUGAGUACGAUUACAGCUACUGCUAGUAGUAAUCCAUUUGCAUAUUUGAUGAGAAAUGACAAAACUCAUGAAAAUGUUGGUGAUUUAAUGAAAAUAGAAAAAACAGUUAAUAGUAUCAAUCUUAGUAAAACAUAUAUUACAACUUCACAAAUUCAUCCAGAGGAAAGUAAACAAACAGUCAAACUCAACAAAUCAUCACACAGUAUCUUGAAACAAUUUGAAUAGUAAAUGUGUAGUUAACAUUUGUGUUUUCAAACAUUAAUGUAGAUUAAGAUGGUGUUUUCAUCUUAAGUUUUGUAUAUAAUUAUGUUUAUUUAUGUAUUUAUUAUUUCAAGAUGAUUUCAAAUGUAUUAUAUCAUACUAAAUUUUUUUAUAAAAUUAAGUACAUUUAAUAUAUCUAAUUA
Messenger RNA from Rhopalosiphum maidis (corn leaf aphid), 2411 nucleotides. Its product is annotated as putative leucine-rich repeat-containing protein DDB_G0290503. Lineage: Eukaryota; Metazoa; Arthropoda; Insecta; Hemiptera; Aphididae. Gene Ontology annotation, molecular function: anaphase-promoting complex binding. Gene Ontology annotation, biological process: activation of protein kinase activity; mitotic G2 DNA damage checkpoint signaling; mitotic DNA replication checkpoint signaling. The record is from RefSeq and is a predicted model, not a curated record.